Messenger RNA from Hipposideros armiger (great roundleaf bat), 3785 nucleotides. It is a transcript of the gene GRAMD1C, whose product is annotated as GRAM domain containing 1C. Gene Ontology annotation, biological process: intracellular sterol transport. The transcript is spliced from 18 exons. Gene Ontology annotation, cellular component: endoplasmic reticulum-plasma membrane contact site; plasma membrane; endoplasmic reticulum membrane. Lineage: Eukaryota; Metazoa; Chordata; Mammalia; Chiroptera; Hipposideridae. Bases 22 to 2019 code for a protein of 665 amino acids. Gene Ontology annotation, molecular function: cholesterol binding; cholesterol transfer activity. The record is from RefSeq and is a predicted model, not a curated record.
GCGGCGGCGGAUGGAGCCGCGAUGGAGGGCUCUCUGACUGUCCGCCAGGUGAUAAACGAAGGGAAUUCAAGCUUUGCCACCGAGUCACAGGAAGAGUUAGAGGAGAACCCUAGUCCAAUUGUGGAUGAGAAUAAUAUAGUGUCAGCUAAAAAACAGGGGCCACAUUUACAUAACUGGAGUGGUGACUGGAGCUUUUGGAUUUCAAGUUUCACCUAUAAAGACAGGAAUGAGGAAUACAAAAGACAGUUCAUACAUCUACCUGAUACAGAAAAGCUGAUAGCAGAUUAUGCUUGUGCUCUUCAGAGGGACAUUUUGCUUCAGGGACGACUAUACCUUUCAGAAAACUGGCUGUGUUUCCAUAGCAACAUCUUCAGAUGGGAAACUACAAUUUCUAUUGCUUUAAAGAAUAUAACCUUCAUGACCAAAGAGAAAACUGCUCGACUCAUCCCAAAUGCUAUCCAGAUCGUUACAGAGGGUGAAAAGUUUUUCUUUACAUCUUUUGGUGCGAGGGAUAAAAGUUACCUCAGCAUCUUUAGACUGUGGCAGAACGCACUAUUAGAGAAGAGCUUGACCAGACCGGAAUUCUGGCAGCUGCUCCAGCAGAACUAUGGCACUGAGCUGGGCUUAAAUGCUGAAGAGAUGGAAAACUUGUCCCUUUCGAUUGAAGAUAAUAUACAGGCAAGAAGUACGGAAAGAAGCAGCUUGGAUGACUGUGGGGAGAGAGAGGAAAAAUUGUCCAAGUCAACGAGUUUUAUCUGUGAAUCAAUAAAUGGGGUUUCAGAAACAGAGUCAAAUGAUGGAAAUCUACCAAAAAAGGAGUUGAGGAAAGAGGAACCCCAAAGCGAGAAACAGAGCAAAAAGAGUCCUUUACUCACUUCAGAAAAGAGGCUAAGCAGAGUGCCAUCGAAAUCUCUGGACUUGAAUAAAAAUGAAUAUCUUUCUCUGGACAAAAGCAGCACUUCAGAUUCAGUUGAUGAAGAAAAUAUUCCUGAGAAAGAUCUUCGUGGAAGACUUUAUAUCAACCGUGUUUUUCACAUAAGUGCUGAGAAAAUGUUUGAAUUGCUCUUCACCAGUUCACGCUUUAUGCAGAGAUUUGCCAAGUCUAGAAAUAUAAUAGAUGUAGUAUCUACCCCUUGGAAUGUGGAACCUGGUGGUAAUCAACUGAGAACCAUGACCUACACUAUAAUCCUUAAUAAUCCACUUACUGGAAAAAGCACUGCUGCCACGGAAAAGCAGACACUGUAUAAGGAAAGUCGGGAAGCACAGUUUUAUUUGUUAGAUUCAGAAGUGCUGACGCACGAUGUCCCUUACCAUGAUUACUUCUAUACCCUGAACAGAUACUACAUCAUCUCCUCUUCAAAACAGAAAUGCCGGCUGAGAGUUUCCACAGAUUUGAAAUACAGAAAACAACCAUGGGCCAUUAUUAAAUCUUUAAUUGAGAAGAAUUCCUGGAGUUCAUUGGAAGACUAUUUCAAACAGCUUGAAUCAGAUUUGAUAAUGGAAGAAUCUAUGUUAAAUCAGUCCACUGAAGACCCUGGAAAGCUUAGUGUCUUACGGAGGAGAAGGAGAACAUUCAACCGAACAGCAGAAGCAGUCCCUAAACUUGCUACUCAGCGUCCUUCUGGAGAUGGGGCCUUAGAUGCCAAAGGGGAUGUUACAGGAAAGAAAAAGGAAAAUGAAAGCUAUAAUACUGCCCUCAUUGUGGUGAUGAGUAUUUUUUUGCUCUUGCUGGUUUUGUUGAAUGUGACACUGUUUCUGAAGCUGUCAAAGAUAGAAUAUGCUGCUCAGUCCUUUUACCGUCUUCACCUCCAGGAAGAGAAAUCUUUAAAUUUAGCUUCUGAGAUGGUGUCAAGAGCAGAAAAUGGUCAAAAGAAUAAAGAUCGGACCCAUCGUUUAAAAGGAGUGCUCCGAGACUCCAUUGUGAUGCUUGAAGAGUUGAAGAGCUCACUCCUUAUGCUUCAGAGAACCUUUGAUCUCCUAAACAAGAACAAGACUGGCGUGGCUGUGGACAGCUUGUGAUCUUCCGGACUGAAAUUGCAAAGAUACUUGGAACUAAAAGAAAACAUCUUGGAGAAAACCAGAAGAUGAAGGAUUUUAAUUGUGAUAGGAGCAUUUUCAUAUUUCCCUAUUACUGGUACUUCUAAUACAGACAUUCUUUUUAAUAACAUUUGUUAGAUAAUUAGUCUGUGAUGGCGUUAAGAAUCCAUCCUUUCACUUCUUAUACCUAAUUUUGAGCUGUGAAUUUCUCCAGUGAAGCAUGAAAUAUGUUGUAGAUUUGAAUUUCUGUGAUAGGAAAAGAAAAUGAGAUGCUCUGAACUGAGUGAUAUGGCCUUGUUUUUACAGUAAGGUUUGAAGUUUGAUGCUUUAUCUGUUAACAUAGGAUCAGUAUGUGUCCAACAGGCUGCUUUCACAGUCAAGAUACAUUCAAGAGAUUAAAGAAGAUAAUGUAAGAAACCUCCAAAUCAUUUCGAAUUUUAAAGGAUCCAUUUUCAGGCAUAUAACAUUUCUAGGUUUGUGUACUAUAAAUAUUAUAAUAUCUUCAUUAACUUAGCAUGCAAAUUCAAUAGUCAGACCUUUUGACUCUGCAUGUUGAUGACUAUUAUCGGAAAGGUUCUUCAGCCAUGUGGUAUCUUCAUGAAAGAAAUAGUUGUUUCUUCUUCAGGUAGCUAUCAGAGGUGAGAUUAUCUUGCCUCUUCAUACAUCAAAUGGCAGAAGAAUCAAUUUCAGAAAAGGAAACAUGUAGGAUACCAGUACUCAAAAUGAAGAAUUAUGCUUUGAGUUUUAAAAACCAGAAGAUUAGGCUAAAAUCUGGGCAUAUAGUGACAGAUCAAAUAAAUACUUGAACUAAGCCUGGCUUCAGCUUAGCACUCUUUCAGGUGGAAGUAAGCCAUCUGGUUGAAAAUAAUUUGUGGAUUAGUUUUCAGUGGCCACAUAUGGCCUUUUUAUUGAUUCAUAUGAAUGGCUUGUUUUACUCCUUAAGUUAUAAGCCAGACACAAACUUAAGCUCUUUAAUAAAAAAUUUGGGUACAUGAUCUCCCAAUACAAAUGCACUGACACUGAAGUUGUAAGUCAGGCACAAGCUUUGGCUCUUUCAUAAAAAGGUUUUGGGCAUAUGUGUCUCAAUACAAGGCAUAUAUGUCUCUGGGACAAGAGAAAGUGCAGAAUAAUUUGUAUAUAUUCUUACUGUUUGAACAACUAUUGCCUUUAAAUAUCUUUUUUUCCCAGAGUCACCACAGCCACAUGGGACUGUUAUAGACAUUUCUGAGAUGCCUGUAGAGAAUGAAAGUAUUGACUCGAUUAGAGGGAAAAUGGAUUUCUGUGGGCGAAUCCCAAUUCACCUACUUUGGGAUAUGACUAUACUUACUUGGGGGGGGGCGUGUUUUGAUAAGGAUUUAUGAAGUGUCUGGCUGUGAGCAAGACUGACUGAAUUAUAAACUUGAAACCUUGUUCUCUGUUGAAUUCACAAAACUCAUCAGUGACAAGCUGAAUAUUUUUGAGAUGUUUCUUAAUAACUUGUACUUCAUUACAUACCUCAAAGAUAAUGACCAAAGUAAGUUGCUUUAUAAAUUACUUAUGACUAAAUAUGAAUGCAUGCAUAAUUCAGUAAUUGUAUUUGAGUUAUGUAAAUUGAAUACCAAUAAGACCCCGAGUCUCUGAGUUGUCGGUUUUUUUUUCUUUCUUUUCUGUUAAAACAAAAAAAAGGUAGAAAUCCUACUGAAGUGAAAACAUGUACACGGGCCUACAUUCUUUUCAAAAUUUUGUGCAAAAAUAAAACCCAAAGAGGA